GCACCCGUUCACGCCCACGUCUCUACGUGUACGCACGUGGGGGAGGGGCACGUAAACAGAGAAUCACGAAAAGGAAGGGAGUGUUUCUUUCAACUGAUAAACCAGUACAUCAAGGCUACAAUCAUGCCCAUUCGCAGGAGAUCCGCUGUACCGACUAAAACAGAUGCACCCCCAUCAAAUGCCCCUGAGGAGGGAGAUGCUACGGCUGAAAGUUCUGCUCCGGUAGAAGAGGGAAAAAAUAAAGAUCCAGCUCCGGCUGCACCUAUAAAAGAGGAAGAGAAGGACGGUGAGGUGAAGAAAGAAGACUCUGAUGGCGAGGAGCAGGCCAACACUGAUGGAGAGACUCCUAAUGAAGCAGAGAAGCCCGAGGAGGCACCAGCUGAAAAAGCGAAAAACAAGAAGAAAAAAGCCAAGGAAGUUGUGGAGAAAAUUGAGAAAGAUGGAGAUGACAAAGGCAAGAAGGUCAAAAAGAAGAUUCCUUCCUGGGCAACCAUCUCUGCCAACAAAGUUGUCACAACCAAUUUAUCCAAUCACAGAGCUGAAGACAUCAUCAUAGAAGCAAUUGAGAGUUGCAAAGAGCAGCGGGGUGGUGCGUCUUCGGUCACCAUCAUAAAGUACGCGAUCAAGAAGUAUCCAUCUGUGGAAAUGGACAAAAAGACAAAAAAUCUCUAUAAGAAGGCCCUGAAGCGAUUGGUGGAAAAGGGGGCUGUCAGACAGUUGAAAGGCAAGGGAUUCUCUGGAAGCUUUGUCAUUGGAAAGAAGCCAGCUGUGUCUGCAGCGCAGAAGGGGACCCUUGGAGAAGCUUUGCCUCUGAUCAUGACACGCCUCUGUGAACCCAAAGAGGCAUCCUACAUCCUGAUCAAGAAAUACCUGGAGCAACACUUCCCACAACUCAACGUGGACAACAGGCCUGACGUGCUGAAGAACUGUCUGCAGAGAUCAGUGGAAAAGGGUUACCUGGAGCAGAUCACUGGCAAGGGAGCGUCUGGAACAUUCCAGCUGAAGAAAGCAGGGAGUAAGGUGCUCAUGAGCGGCGGGCUGCUGGAAGAGGCCGUCGUGGCAGCCAUCACGGCCAUGAACGAACCCAAGACCUGCAGCAUCGCCACGCUGCGCAAAUUCCUGGUGGAUAAACAGAAGAACGGUAAUUUUGCCGUGGCCAACUUAAAGAGGACCUUGCAGAAGUGUAAGGUGAUGGGCUGGAUGGAGCAGAUUUCUGGUCAGGGACUCAGCGGGACGUACCAGCUUAGCUAUCCGUAUUACCCAAGCCCAGCCGUUCUGUUUCCGGAAAUGAUGGAAAAACAUAAAAAGAUUGAGGAGGAGAAGGCUAAGCGCAAGACGAAAAGUGAAGACUCAUCUGAUGAAGAAGACGAAUCUGAGGAAGAAUCGGACUACGAGGAGCCUCCUCCAAAGAAGAGGGCACCGCGAGCAAAGCCCGUGUCUCGGUCAAAAGUUAACAAGAGCAGGAGCAACAGCAGAAAACCAGCUCCGGCAAAGAGGUCGGUCACACCAGCCAAGAAGACCGCUCAACCGGCAAAGAAACCUCCCAAAAAAGCCCCUGAACCCGCUAAACCUGCUAAAGCCACGCCGGUCAAGAAAGCCGCACCGACCAGCAAACCUAAAACACCGGCAGUCAAAAAGAUGACGAGUAGAGGAUCCAAACGGCCGGCACCCAAGGCAGCUAAGGCUGAAGCUAAACCUCCUUCCCGCAAGUCUCUCCGAGCUAAGAAAUGAGUCCACGCUUGCCAAUGGCUGGAAACAUCAUCUGUAUCUCUGUAGACUGCAGUGCUGGCUACUUUCUCUUCUUGGGUUUUUUUAUUUUUAUUUAGAAUCUUCUUUGUUCUUGUCUAUGGGCCUCUGAAGAAAUUGACCUCUUCAACGUUACUGUUUUCCUAAUACAGGCGUUUUCUGUUCAAUUUCUAAAAUGAAGGUAAAGAUGUAGAGUAGAAACACUACUGUUUGUGUUAAAACCUUUGUUCUAGUCACCAUUAUGAGAAGAAACCGUCAAUUCGCCUGUGUUCACCAAUGAACGAUCAAUUGUUUGAAGGUCCUUGUUAGUCUUUAUAGGGAGGCAAACAUUUCAGUUGUUCAGACGCCUCUCUCUUUUAACGUUCAAGUCUCACCAGUGUUCAAAGAAGUUCUCUUUGUAAGUUUCCUUUGCCUUUUUUUAGUCAUGUUUUGUGAAAUUAGGUCUUUAGCUACUGUUGUAAUUUAAAAAAUAAAGGUUUUGUUGCUGUUGGUUGCUUCGUGUAAGUCAAGAGAUUAUUAACUUCUAACUUACAAAGUCUGCCUAAAUACAAAAUUGAACUUAAAAUUUAAUUCAUUAAAGAAACCAUGGCAUCCA
Molecule: messenger RNA, 2341 nt
Organism: Triplophysa rosa
Lineage: Eukaryota; Metazoa; Chordata; Actinopteri; Cypriniformes; Nemacheilidae
Gene: hp1bp3
Product: heterochromatin protein 1, binding protein 3
Exons: 12
Coding region: 124-1731 (535 amino acids)
Biological process (GO): heterochromatin organization; nucleosome assembly
Cellular component (GO): chromosome; nucleus; nucleosome
Molecular function (GO): nucleosome binding; DNA binding
Source: RefSeq, a predicted model, not a curated record